Messenger RNA from Nomia melanderi (Alkali bee), 1900 nucleotides. RefSeq names its product transcriptional adaptor 3 (gene Ada3). Gene Ontology annotation, cellular component: SAGA complex. NCBI's taxonomy places the organism in Eukaryota, Metazoa, Arthropoda, Insecta, Hymenoptera, Halictidae. The record is from RefSeq and is a predicted model, not a curated record. Gene Ontology annotation, biological process: regulation of transcription by RNA polymerase II. Gene Ontology annotation, molecular function: transcription coactivator activity.
UUAAUUAAUUUUGUCGUCUCACGUGAGAUGACGCUAUUGGUCCGCUAUCGCCUUAUGGGUGUUUAUGUAGUUGAAUAAACAAUAUUUUGUUAAUAAAUAUAUGAAAAUAAAAUUACUUUUUAUCCGAUUAUAAUUGGAUGAGAAGCGGUCAAUCCGUUCUAUACAUUGUCUCGGUUGAACGAAGCAGUCAAUGUCGAAAUUGAGUGUGGAUGUAUUAUAACCUAACACUUGGCGACGUUCUAAACAAUGAAUUAUUGACAAAUGGAAGAUAAACCAUUAAAUCCAAAUGACAAUUAGAUUCCUCAAGGUAACACAAGAAUUCUUGGUAGUUGUUAAAUUAAAGGAUCAAUUACUGGAAAGCUGAAGGAUUUCUAACUAUGGAAAUGAGAAAAAAAUGAGACUGUGCGACAGAAUUAUUUAAAGAUGAAUGUUUCUUAAUGUAGUAACAAGACUGUCAAUAAAACAUUUACUUGUUACAUUGAACUAACCACCAUGUCGGGCAAAGGCAAGCAAAGUUCCAAAAAAGCUGUUGUUAAAGUUAGAGAAAGUGGGAAAACUGUUCAUUCUUCAACACUGAAUUCAGAUACAAGCUCAGAAAGCAUGGAAACAACUAUGUCUUUAUCUAUUUUAAAAAUUGUUGACAACAAUCGUCUUCUUCCAAGGUACAGUAGUAUUUUACAACGAAAUGUGGAAGAAGGUGUUGGAAUGGAAGACCUUGAUACAUUACAGUUAGAAUUAGAAAUGUUACUUUCAUCUGUUGUUGUAAGACAUCGAAUGAUUCAGGAGGAGAUAGCAAACUUAUCAUCUGCAGAAGAGCGUAGAGAUAGAAGAUCUAAAAGCAGUAAAGGUUUGUCGCUUCUGGACAAAAAAGUCAGAGAAGAUAAGUUUAAACCAAAAGAACUUAAUGCUAAAACUCAAUCACCUCUUCCAGCAAAACUGUUCAAGCAAAAAGCUGUGACUAGCUCGAAUUCUCAGGUCAUUCCAAAUGUGCAUGAAAUGUCUAGGAUUGAAGGUUCAAAAUCUGAAUCACCAAAGUUAUUAUUACCAAAAAAUGAUACUCCAAAUAAGUUUUGGGCAUCCGUUGACCCAUAUUGUACAGAUAUUAUGCCAGACGACAUAAAACUAUUAGAAGAACUGAUCGCUACACACAGUGAUAUUAGUGAAUUCAAAAAGAUUCCUCCAUUGGGACGACAUUAUAGCUUAUUAUGGGCUCAUAAUGAUUUAUUGCAGGAGGAAGAUGCAGCGAAUCCAAAUAGGGAUAAAAAAAAAAGUCGUUCCGAUGUAUCCUUGUUGGUGGGAAAGAAUGACAAAAAAGCACAUAGUAUAGCAGGACCUCUUACACAAAGAUUGGUCUCUGCUUUACUGGAGGAAAAUGUAUAUGUCGCAAAUAACAACACGGAUAAUAAACUUUUCAGGGAUAGCGAUCCUCCUGUUUUAAGAGAUCUUAGUAUUCAGAACUCCAUUAAUCUAGAACUAAGAAUGCAUAAAGAACUUGUUGAACAAGGGAUCUUGGAACCAGAUGUACAGAAAAAAGGCCAGGAAGAUGACGAGAUUUUGACGGAAAUCAAAAGAUGUCAACAAGAGCUCACUGCACUUUCUAAUCAUAAUGUAAUGCAAUUAAAAAGAUUAUUGAAUUUGGCGCAAGAGGAGAGUAAACGGCAAGCACUGAAGAGAAAGAUCAGUACAGCGGACAAUGAAGUGAUAGAACAUUAUAAGAAAUUAAUGCUUUCGAAACAAAGAAAGGUACCAUUAACGAAAAAAGAACAAGAAAAGGCAUGGGGCUGUUUACGAGAGAGAGAAAAUCUUUUAGAUCAACUGAAUAUGUUACCACAUAAUAAUUUAGGAGAAUCACAAAUAGGUUUUAGCAAUACUGUAAAUUAAUUCUUUCUCUUGAUACCAC